CUUGAAUCGAAGCUUUAAAUGCUACACCCCUCGCAAUAUACAGACUGAAACACUGGAACAGAACGCCAUUCACAAAUCAUACUCGAAAUGUCUUCGAUUGGGCCUCAAUUACCGCCGCACCUAUCGAAACGGAAGCGCACACCCGAUGAUGAAGCCUCAAACUCCAGCAAACACCGUCGCAGCGAAUCUCCAGCAAAGAAUACAGAUGAGAUUGACCUAGAAGACUCGGACGAUGAUUAUGGUCCCAGCGCACCUUUACCGCCCAAAGCACCCGUCGGCCCAGCUUUACCGGCAUCGAAUAAGGACGAGAUAGAUCUCGAGUCUGAUUCCGAAUCUGAUACAGGCCCAGCACCACCAAAGCCCACCGUUGGGCCUGCGCCACCUCCCGCCGAUAUUUCGCAACGCCCAGCAACAUCUCCCGACUCAGAUUCAGACUCCGAAGAUGACUACGGCCCUGCACUACCAGGCUCAGUCAAAGCGAACAAACCCACGAUAGGGCCACAGCUUCCAUCCGCUGAACCAGCACCCCAGCGCGACUCGUGGAUGCUUGCGCCCCCCACAGCAUCGGGCUACUCAGAGCGCGACCCAACCAAGAUGCGCAAUCGUAAAUUCGCUUCCAAGCCAGCGUCGUCUUCUGGUCCCUCGACUGUAUCGACAAUAUGGACUGAAACCCCUGAAGAGAAGCUGAAGAGACUGCAAGACUCGGUACUAGGACGCGCCGACAAGAAUACAGACACAGCACCGAAGUCAGGGAAGUCUCAGGAAGAGGAAGAACGGAAUCGUAGAAUUGCAGCAAAUAUUGAAUCGCAGCGAGGUAAAAGUCUAUACGCAGAGCAUCAGGGGCGAAGAGAAAAGGAAGGUAAAAGGGUUGAGGAGGAGGAGGAUGAUCCCAGUAAGCGGGGAUUUGACCGAGAAAAGGAUAUGGCUCUGGGCGGAAAGAUCGGCACGGCGCAAAGGAGAGAGUUGAUGAACAAAGCUGCUGAUUUUGGUGGCAGGUUUUCAAAGGGAUCUUUCCUCUAGCAUGUGGACGAUAGAUCUCUGGGAUUCUAAGACAAGAAACUAGAUUAAGACUUCUUCUUCUUCUUCUUCUUCUUUUUUUUUUUUUUUUUGAAAUGAAACUCAUAAAGCACAGCUUUUCGACCAACUUUCUACAUCAAUCACCUACCAAUAGUAGAUAAUUGAAUCAUUCAAAAUCUAGGAAUAGCUUCAAAGCGUUUCUAAGAUGAAAAACGGCUAGCCAUAUUCACCAAUCAGAGACGGUGUUUCAAUUAAUACAAGUUACCUAUGGCUUAGCCUUUAUUUCUAUUAUUCACCGUCCCUAGGUACCUAGUCAGGAGCAAAGUGUGUAUGCAGAUGGAAC
This is a messenger RNA of Fusarium odoratissimum NRRL 54006, 1360 nucleotides long. RefSeq lists its product as uncharacterized. The record is from RefSeq and is a predicted model, not a curated record. NCBI's taxonomy places the organism in Eukaryota, Fungi, Ascomycota, Sordariomycetes, Hypocreales, Nectriaceae. The transcript has a single exon. The coding region runs from base 88 to 1020 and encodes 310 amino acids.